UCGGCCGCCGCCUCCGGGUCGGGCCGGGCCGGCAGGAGUCUGGGCGCGCCGCGCCGUCCGCCGCCCGCACCCCAGGCCCGCGGGCUGCUGACGGAGAUCCGCACCGCCGUGCGCACCGAGCCCUUCCAGGACGGCUACAGCCUGAGCCCAGGCCGCGAGCUGGGCAGGGGGAAAUUUGCAGUGGUGAGGAAAUGUAUAAAGAAAGAUUCUGGAACAGAAUUUGCAGCAAAGUUCAUGAGAAAAAGAAGAAAAGGUCAAGAUUGUCGGAUGGAAAUAAUUCAUGAGAUUGCAGUUCUCGAACUAGCACAAGACAAUCCUUGGGUCAUUAAUUUACAUGAAGUCUAUGAAACUCCGUCAGAAAUGAUCUUGGUUCUGGAAUACGCUGCUGGGGGUGAAAUCUUUGACCAGUGUGUUGCAGAGAGAGAAGAAGCCUUUAAAGAAAAAGAUGUUCAGAGGCUCAUGAGGCAGAUAUUAGAAGGUGUCCGCUUUUUACAUGCUCAUGACGUAGUCCAUCUUGAUUUGAAGCCUCAGAAUAUUCUUCUGACAAGUGAAUCUCCACUGGGUGACAUUAAGAUAGUUGAUUUCGGUCUUUCGAGAAUAAUGAAGAACAGUGAAGAGCUCCGAGAAAUUAUGGGUACUCCGGAAUAUGUGGCUCCCGAAAUUCUUAGUUAUGAUCCUAUCAGCAUGGCGACGGAUAUGUGGAGCAUUGGAGUGUUAACAUACGUCAUGCUCACAGGAGUGUCACCUUUCUUAGGUGAUAAUAAGCAAGAAACAUUCCUAAACAUCUCUCGGAUGAGUUUAAGUUAUUCUGAGGAAGAAUUUGAUGUUGUGUCUGAGUCAGCUAUUGACUUCAUCAAGACACUUUUAGUUAAAAAACCUGAAGAUCGAGCCACAGCCGAAGAAUGUCUAAAACAUCCGUGGUUGACAGACAGCAGUAUUCAGGAUCCUUCUUUCAAGGUGAAAGGGGCAUUAGAAGAAGCAGAUGCACUCCAAGAAGGUGAUUCUGUGCCUGAAAUUCACUCAGAUGCUCAGAAACCUGAAACCGAGCAAUCAGUGGUAGCAGAAGAGUUAAUUGUAUUUACUUCGUAUACUUUAGGACAAUGCAGACAGUCUGAAAAAGAGAAAAUGGAGCAAAAGGCCAUUCCCAAACGAUUUAAAUUUGAGGAACCUUUGCUACAAGAGAUUCCAGGAGAAUUUAUCUACUGAGCAGUACUUCCCUUUAGAACUUUAAGAUUUCUGCAUUGAGAACAUUAUUAUUAUUUAUGGACUUGUGGCCAAAUGGUACAUGUACUGAAAGUGGAUAAACCAGGGAUUGCUGAUAGAAAGUCAAAUAACUUUGCCAAACUUGUGGAGUUAGACAUAUCAAGACAGAUUUGUAAAGUUGCCAACCAGGAGUUUUAACGGGUAAAGUUAUCUGUGUCAAUGUUAUUUUUUAAGAAGGGAGAUGUUUGAAACUUUUACUUCUAAAUCUUGUUUCUCCAGAAUGAGAAUUCGUUAUGCAAAGGUAUCUGUAUUUACUUUGUUUAAAAACCAAGUAAAAAUGCCAAAUUAACAUCUUUGUACAUCUAUUUUGCAUUGUAUCUGUAUCUGCAUAUAUGUUUGUUGAUAUCUUUGCUAAAAUUGAUACUUUUUCACUUGAGAUUUUUUGGGGGGAAUAAGCUUUUUAACUAGGUGUCUUCCAAAUUUUGAGUCCUAGAAUAACAUCCACUUGAGUUUGAUAAUGUCUUAUUUUUAUAUUUUACUACUGCUUUAUAUUGACUUGAUUUGACUUCUGUGGUCUUUGUUUUUGCCUAAUGCUUGUAACCUAUCAGUGAAAAGCCCUGGCUAAUUUAUUUUUCUUCAGUGUCACUAAUAAGAGUGGUGUUGAUGUUUCACCUCAAACUAUUCUGGCUUUAAGAUCAAGGUUAAGUAAUCCUGUAACAUGAAACCAGUGCUGACUUAAGGUCAAGGUUAAGUAAUCCUGUCACAUGAAACCAGUGCUGACUUAAGGUCAAGGUUAAGUAAUCCUGUCACAUGAAACCAGUGCUGACUUCUCCCCGUUGCCCUCACCACACCUUACUUGUCUGCUCUCUCUCAGGAGACGGCACCCCUGCCACCUUCUCACAUGUUUGUCCCCUAACUUCGGUCACUUGCAAGUGUCGGUGUGAUCUGAUCAACACAGUCGUUGCUUUGGUCAGUGAAAAGACACUAUUUUAUUGGUUUUGGUACUCAGACCCCCCAGGGAGGGGUAAGAGAUGAAGCGUGUUCGUCCGAGCCAGGGAGCCGCUGCUUCUGCGGGGUUCCUUAGCCCUCAGACUACACUAGGACAUGUGGUAAAACGCCAAACUAUUUAUCAACUUUAUUUUGUUCACAAAACAUUUGACACUGGAUACUUUGUCAUCAGGGAAGAAGCCAUGUUCCCAGAAGACUGACAAGAGUAUACGCGACAGAAUUUAACUGGGUUAGGAUCGAACAUUUCAGUUGUACCAGGCCCCACAGUGAGCAGUCCAUUCCUAUGAAAAAUGGAAAUGUGCACGUGUACGCCUGUAACUUACAGCAACUAAACUUCCUUCUCACACCAAGAA
This is a messenger RNA of Ailuropoda melanoleuca (giant panda), 2564 nucleotides long. RefSeq names its product serine/threonine kinase 17a (gene STK17A). NCBI's taxonomy places the organism in Eukaryota, Metazoa, Chordata, Mammalia, Carnivora, Ursidae. The transcript is spliced from 7 exons. Gene Ontology annotation, cellular component: nucleus. Gene Ontology annotation, molecular function: ATP binding; protein serine/threonine kinase activity. Gene Ontology annotation, biological process: intracellular signal transduction; protein phosphorylation; positive regulation of apoptotic process. The annotation marks the transcript as partial. The record is from RefSeq and is a predicted model, not a curated record.